CAAAAUAUUUUUCAUUUAAACCCGCCAUGUUUGAACACAUUUACACUAGCUGGCUAAAGAAAAACCUAUUUCUUCUGUCCGUUCCUGAACCAACCCAUCCCCACACUUAAAUUUCUUUCCCCCUGUCUUCUACACCUUCUUCAGUCUCUAAAUUGGAAUGAAUACAAUAAAUACGACACGACGCCGUUUCCUUUAAUCGAUAAUAUAGCGUUCCAGUAUUCCGUAAUUCAUUUGAUUGAUUGAUUAUUAUAGUAUCUGAAGUCAAACUGAACAUUCUACAUGACGACGAUUCAUCUACAACAACCUUUAUUACAAUCAGAAGCUCCUCCACUAGCCGAAAACAAAAACACCCGCCAAGGAGAUGCAGGCGCGGCUUUCGUGCUUGAAUCAAAAGGUGAAUGGUAUCAUGCCGGGUUUCACCUUACUACGGCGAUAGUUGGACCUACUAUACUUACGUUGCCGUAUGCGUUUAGAGGGUUAGGAUGGGGACUUGGUUUCUUUUGUCUAACGGUUAUGGGGGUAGUCACGUUUUACUCUUAUUAUCUCUUGUCCCUGGUUCUUGAGCGCUGCGAAAGGGAGGGGCGACGCCAUAUUCGUUUUCGGGAACUUGCUUCUGAUGUAUUAGGAUCUGGUUGGAUGUACUAUUUUGUAAUUUUUAUACAAACGGCCAUUAACACUGGCAUAAGUAUAGGAGCCAUCUUGCUUGCGGGGGAAUGCCUUCAGAUAAUGUAUACGAGUGUUUCUCCUGAUGGACCCCUUCAUCUAUGGGAGUUCAUAGCAAUGGUGACAGCUGUCAUGAUAGUUCUGUCUCAGUUGCCAACGUUUCAUUCCCUUCGACAUGUAAACUUGGCUUCACUUUUCUUAAGUUUGGCCUACACAUUCAUUGUUGUUGGUGCUUGCCUUAAUGCGGGCCUAUCAAAAAAUGCACCCCCAAGAGAUUAUUCGUUAGAAACUUCAAAAUUUUCCAUGGUUAUGAGUGCCUUCACUUCCAUCUCUAUAAUCGCUGCCAUAUUUGGAAACGGAAUUGUACCUGAGAUACAAGCUACGUUAGCACCACCAGUAACCGGGAAGAUGUUUAAAGGGCUAAUGAUGUGUUACUCCGUGAUUUUCGUGACUUUUUACUCUGCUGCAGUUUCUGGGUACUGGGUGUUUGGCAACAAAGCUAGCUCAAACAUUCUUAAGAGUCUCAUGCCAGAUGAGGGACCUGCCCUAGCUCCAACUUGGCUUCUAGGACUUGGAGUUAUUUUUGUUCUUCUUCAACUCUUUGCCAUUGGCCUGGUUUAUUCUCAAGUCGCGUAUGAGAUCAUGGAAACAAAAUCGGCAGAUGUGAAUCAAGGGAUGUUCUCAAAACGAAACCUAAUCCCAAGAAUAAUUCUCCGAACACUCUACAUGAUAUUUUGUGGAUUUUUUGCUGCAAUGCUACCAUUUUUUGGAGACAUUAAUGGGGUUGUUGGAGCCCUUGGUUUCAUUCCAUUGGAUUUUAUUCUACCAAUGCUUCUAUACAACAUGACUUACAAGCCGUCAAAAACUUCAUUCACUUAUUGGAUUAAUGUUGGUAUUAUGGUUGUUUUUACGGGUGUUGGCUUGCUGGGUUCCUUCUCUUCUUUAAGGAAGCUGAUUCUUGAUGCUAGUAAGUUCCAGCUGUUUAGUGAUGAUGUGGUUGAUUGAAGACGAAUUAGACUCGACUUCUUGAAAGUAGAAAGGCAACACAUGUUGUACAACUCGUAAUGCAGGAAACAUAUAUCCUGGUCAGCAGAACCUUGAAUUAACUGCUCAACAUACACAUAUUUAUGUCACUGGUGGUUUCUCUUUUGAUUACGCACUUGGGUUAUAAAUCAACUUGAAAUUAUGAAAUAUCUGAGUGGUAAAAAAAGGAGCCAUACCAGGAAUAGUAGGUGUUGCAAAGUAAAGGGCUUAUAGGCCUAAAAACUUUGAAUGAUCCAAUAAUGAAUGUUUAUGCAAUACUGCAAUUAUGCGUAAGUUUUUUUUUUCUUUCCAUUCUUACUUAUUUUUAAAGAAAUGGGUACAUCAACCCAUUUGAUAUAUGUAAAUUAUCAUAGGCAUAUAGGCGCCUUACGUUGAUCACUCUAAUAAAACAAUGUACUGAAAGAGGAGUUGGGCGAUUCGA
Erigeron canadensis is the source of this 2128-nucleotide messenger RNA. RefSeq names its product probable GABA transporter 2. NCBI's taxonomy places the organism in Eukaryota, Viridiplantae, Streptophyta, Magnoliopsida, Asterales, Asteraceae. The record is from RefSeq and is a predicted model, not a curated record. The transcript is spliced from 8 exons. Gene Ontology annotation, cellular component: plasma membrane. The coding region runs from base 280 to 1668 and encodes 462 amino acids.